This is a messenger RNA of Prorocentrum cordatum, 1939 nucleotides long. Lineage: Eukaryota; Dinophyceae; Prorocentrales; Prorocentraceae. The record is from the annotation of a GenBank genome assembly.
GCGACGCAUUGGUCGCCGUCCAGCGGAGCCUCAUGCCCUCCAAGCCGUUCCCGUUGCCAGGCGUGCCCAAGGGGGAGGCGGACCCGCGCAGCAAGAGGUCCAUGGCGAAUGCGCAGAAGCAGCAGAGCGACGGCUUCGGCGAGGGCCUCUUGUGCGCUGCGGGGAAUGACCUGUUCGGCGAAUGCGAGUCGAGCGUAGGGGGCGGCGAGGUCAGCGACAACGGCCUCGAGGAGGAGGCCAUCGAGCGCGGCCGCGCCGCCGAGGAGGUGUUCGAUCUGGAUGUCGAGGGGCAGGAGGCGCUGUGGCAGCUCGAGCUAGACGGGACCCUAGUGGGGGAUCGCACAGCAUGGAGGUCACCACACGAGCGCACCCAGCAGACCACGGCGUCGCAGUUCGACCCCCGCGGCGCCGACGCGAAGGGUGCGCAGCACGGGCCUUGGGCGCGCGCAGUGGAACAGCACUACGGCACAACGCUCAAGAACGAAGUCACCGAGAGGCGCAAUUUUAGCUGCAGAGCAGAGGAGGUGCAAUUCACGAAGGGGAAUGUCAGGUUGGGCUAUCACGUCGACGCGGGCCUGGGCCAGUCGAUCAGAUGGCGGGGCACGCUGGCGUUCUACCCGGCGGAGCUGCAGAGGCGCGGCGGCGCGGGCGCGAGGGCCGUUCGCCUUCGAGCGCCGCGCAGGGACAUGGGCGGCUCCAUCCCCGGCGGUGGCAUCGCGAAGAUGACGGCCGAGGGGAAGCGCCGGCGCCGCGUCGCACUCGCCGGCAUCGAGUCCAUGAGCGAGAGGCAGCUCCAGAGCCCCAGGGCGGCGGCCUCGGCCACCGCGCGGGAGGGCAAGAGCGCGGAGGAGACCGCGCAGGAGGAGGACUGGGCGCCCGUCACCAUCGAGAGCCUGAUCUGCGCGAUCGACACCGCGGCGAAGAGCAAGGCGAAGGGCAUGGAGCAGUUCGGAGCCCCGGCGUUCAAUCGGCUUCUCCGCCUGCGCGAAGGCGAUCGGGCGACCGGCUUGCUGCUCGAGGCGGCGCAGCUCUGGCCCAUGCUGCGCGGCGGCCGCGCCGGCGAGCGGGCCGCCGACGCGGCGGGCAAGGGGGGCGCGGCGAUCGCGGGCAACAGCGCUCUCACAGAGACUCUGGUCCACUCCUUCGCCGACGAGGCCCUGGGGCGGCCGCCUAUGAAGGUCUACGCGGUGACGGCCUCGUGGAGCUCGGCGGAGUCCUGCGACAGGCCGGGGCCCGCCCUGAUCCUGGACGAAAAGCUCAGGCUCGGCAUCCCAGCUCGCGCUGUGCACUUGGAGAUGCUGAGCCACUCGGGCGCUGGGCCCAUCAGGGGGAGAACGGCGAGCGCGGAGCCCAUAGCGCCUGACAGGUCGAUAUGCGCAGGUGCUCGCCGAGGGAUCGACUUCGACUGGGUGGCCCUCUACGCGGCGCUGGAGAGGGUCAGCGGGAAGUUCCAGCAGGUCCACGCCCGCUCACGGGUGGGCGACGCCACCGCGAGGAUGGAGGGCUCGAGGCGCGAGGUGGUCAAGCAGUUGGCUAGCGCAGGGGCGGACUUCGCAUCGGGCGCUACGAUGGCGAAGCUCACGCCGUCCACCGAGUCGGCGCCGAUCGGCAGCAACAUGGGCGCGGCGAGGGGUGCGGCGCUCAAGCUGCACCCCCGAAACAUCGUGGCGGGCGAAGGCGCGAUGGUCAACGCCCUCGUCGACCUUGGCUGGGCACCGAAAGGGCCGCGGCACUGGGUCUCGGGCAGUGGCGAAGUUUUCGGAGGCGACGAGUCGACAGAGGCGCUCGAUGGCCAUGUGGACGUCAGCGAUCCCAAGCAAGCGCUGGGCGCGGCCAUUGAGAAGCGGCAGUGGUCGGAGGCGGCGAAGCGCUACUGCGGGGCCAGGCUGGAGGACGGCGCCGAUCUUCGGUCGGCGAAAGCGCUGAUCAAGAAGCUCUA